This is a messenger RNA of Triticum aestivum (bread wheat), 1869 nucleotides long. RefSeq lists its product as uncharacterized. The transcript has 3 exons. Bases 401 to 1522 code for a protein of 373 amino acids. NCBI's taxonomy places the organism in Eukaryota, Viridiplantae, Streptophyta, Magnoliopsida, Poales, Poaceae. The record is from RefSeq and is a predicted model, not a curated record.
AGCCACGGCGCAGGCCGUCGCUACGCCGCCCGAGGCACGAGACGGAGCGCACACAGAAACUGGAGGCGGAACCUUCGUACGCAUCGAACGAAACGGAGCGCCACGUGAACACGCGCAGGGACAGGCAGGGUGCCCGAAGCUCGAUCUGGCGGCAAAGACACACGGCCGGCCAACUGGAAAACCGAGAUAUGCCCGUUGUCCCUUCUGGCUCGUGCCCUCCCGCGGCGUACCUCGCGGCGCCGCGCCCGGCCGGUGGCCUUGCCCAACGGCUACGCCUCCUCGGUCAGCGGCGCUGCGGCGCGCGGGACUGCUUAUAAAGCCGCCGCGGCAGCUCUGCUUUCCUCCGUUACCUCCUCCACCCCAGCAGAGCUCGAGAGACCAAAGGGAGUUGGGGGAGAUCAUGGCGAGGAGCACGCGCUCGCUGGCGUUCUUUGUGCUCGUUGCCCUGGCCGUCCGAGCCAUUUCCGCCGUCACCGAUGGGCUGUUGCCCAACGGGGACUUCGCGCAGGGGCCGGACAAGUCGGAGAUGAACGGCACGGUGGUGACGGCGCGCCACGCCAUACCGAGCUGGGAGAUCUCCGGGUUCGUGGAGUACAUCGCGCCCGGGCACAAGGAGGAGGACAUGAUCCUGCCGUUGCCGGCGGGCGCGUCGGCCGUGCGGCUGGGCAACGACGCCGCCAUCCGGCAGCAGCUCAACGUCACCCGCCACAUGUUCUAUUCCGUCUCCUUCAUGGCCGCGCGGUCGUGCGCCCAGGCCGAGAAGCUCAACGUGUCGGUCGACCCCGAGUUCGGCGUGCUCCCGAUCCAGACCGUGUACACCAGCACCGGCUGGGACACCUACUCCUGGGCCUUCAAGGCCAGGCACAGCACCGGGUGGCUGAGCAUCCACAACACCGGCGUCGAGGAGGACCCGGCGUGCGGCCCCCUCCUCAUCGCCGUCGCCAUCAAGACCCUCUACGCCCCCCACCACACCAAGGGUAACAUGCUGAGGAACGGGGACUUCGAGCAGGGGCCGUACAUCUUCCCCGGCACCCCGUGGGGCGUGCUGGUGCCGCCGAUCACGGAGGACGUGCACUCGCCGCUGUCGGGCUGGACGGUCAUGUCGGACACGAAGGUGGUCAAGUACGUGGACGCGCCGCACCACGCGGUGCCGCGGGGCGCGCGCGCCGUGGAGCUGGUGGCCGGCCGGGAGGGCGCGCUGGUGCAGGAGGUGCGCACCGUGCCCGGGCGGGCGUACAGGCUGUCCUUCGCCGUGGGGGACGCCGCCAACGGCUGCAGCGGGUCCCUGGUGGUGGAGGCGUACGCGGGGCGGGGGACCCUGAGGGUGCCGUACGAGUCCCUCGGCACGGGCGGGUCCACGCCCGCGGCGCUCGAGUUCACGGCGGUCGCCAACGAGACGCGCGUGGUGUUCCAGAGCUCCAACCAUCUCAUGAAGUCCGACGCCACGCUGUGCGGGCCCGUCGUCGACGACGUCUCGCUCGUCCCGGUGCGCGUGCACGCUGCCCGCCGGCUGCGUUUGUAGCGCAUAUCUAUCUUUUUACAGUAGUUUUGGAGUUUCUUACGUUUGUACCGGCCGGCAUUCGAUGCGCCCUAGUGUUGAGCGCCGCGCUCGAGGCCGUUGCAUCAACGACACAAUAUAUAACAGUCUCCCUGAAGGGACACUUCAACGACGCAAAACUCCCCAGCGUGGGCUAGGUAAGUUGCUCGAAAAUUUUGCACGCGUAAGUCGAUUUUGCACAGAGAAGAAGUGGGCAGAGGCGCGCGUGGAGCUCCGUAGCCGAGGCGAGGACGCUGGAGGUUGAAGGAAACGGCUCGAUGUAAAAGAUGCAUAGGGGCCCUUAGAUUUAAAUCGGACAGCUCAAAAUAUCA